AUGGAGGCUGCCCACGACUCUAGCAGAGGUGGAGCGGCGCAGCAUGCUUCGACUGCGCAAAGCCUUGCGAGAAUUCUGAGGGAGCAUAGAGACAUACAGCGCAAUGCUUCGCCUCACUGGACGGCAGCUCCUCUUUCCGUGAGUAUUCUGCUGUUCGCAGACGAGGCUCUCGAGGAGCCACGAGAGUGGCACUUUACGCUGAGAGGACCACCGGAUUCUCCGUUCGAGGGGGGUCUGUACCAUGGGCGUAUAGUGUUGCCAAAGAACUACCCGUUUGCUCCUCCAUCUCUGAUGCUGCUUACAAGAAACGGCAGAUUCGACAUCAACAAAAAGAUAUGCUUAAGCGCCAGCAGCCACCACCCUGAGCUCUGGCAGCCUGCAUGGGGCAUUCGCACUCUUCUCGAUGCACUGUGUGCCUUCUUCCCCACGCCAGCUCAAGGGGCUCUUCAUGCGUUAGAGGCCUCAGAAAAGGACCGGAGACAGAUGGCCCUCGAGAGCGCCUCUUGGGUGUGCCCAGUUUGCAAAAGACCCAACCGGCAACUUGUUGAAGAGGGCUGCGCCGCACCGUCCAACACUUUACCAGAACUACCUGAACAGUUGCAGGCUCAGGCCCUCCUUGCGAGGGACAGAGGCAAGGAGCAGCCCUCGAAGACAGAGGCUGUUCAGGGGCCAUUGCCGAACUCCCAGGUUGGGAGCCCGUCCGAUGUUGGCACAGCUGCGGCAGUGCCACCUUCCAGAAGCAACAGCGGCAACAACAGUGGCAACAGUGCUGCGAACAUCAGCAGUGGCAGCGAUGGACUCUCUGUUACGCGGGAUGCUGGGGUUUUGCCAACGGGCAGGCGACCUGCUCGGCCUCAGGCUUCUUCAUUCUGGGCUUACCGGCUUGCCUCCCAGGUUUUCUCUGCUGCUCCCCUCGCCUUCGCUCAACAGCUGAUCCUUCGGGAUCUGCCUUCACUUGCCAUCAGCAACAGUUAUAAAAGCGCCAAGAGCAUCCUCUAG
Eimeria mitis is the source of this 999-nucleotide messenger RNA. Its product is annotated as ubiquitin-conjugating enzyme e2, putative. Bases 1 to 999 code for a protein of 332 amino acids. The record is from RefSeq and is a predicted model, not a curated record. Gene Ontology annotation, cellular component: nucleus. Gene Ontology annotation, molecular function: ubiquitin conjugating enzyme activity. The transcript is spliced from 7 exons. NCBI's taxonomy places the organism in Eukaryota, Apicomplexa, Conoidasida, Eucoccidiorida, Eimeriidae. Gene Ontology annotation, biological process: protein polyubiquitination.